AUGAAAAAUCUCGGUCAAAAUAAAACUAAACCGAUAAACAAUCUCGAUUGUUUAUCAACAUCAAAUAUAUUCAAAUAUCAAAAUGAUUAUAUUAAUAAACCAUCAAAAUAUAAAUAUCAUUUAACAAAUAAAAAUUCUUCUAAUUCAUCGAAUAUUUCCAUUAAAUUAAUAGACUGUCAAAUUGCUGCACAUCGACAUAAUCGAAUUCGUUCUCAUUAUCAAACAAAAACAUAUCGACAUCAAAAAACAAACCAAUCUAUUUGUUAUCGUCAUUUUCCUUUUUCAUGUAAUCCUCAAGUCAACUAUAACAAUAUUCAAAAACGAUAUCAUAUAAAUUCAAUCAAUCCUCAAUCUAUUACUCAAUUAAAAUCUCGAAAAGAUAAUAAAACAAAUAUAUCUAUUACUAUUCAAAAAAUAUCUAACAAAAAUAUUCAUUCAAAUAAAAAACUACAUGAUUCAUUCAUUUCUUUUGGUACUAAUACAAUUAAUCAAUCAAAUAAAUCUAUACUAAAUUUGAAAGAAAAAGAUUCACAAACUUGUUUAUAUCGACGUAUCUCAAACGAUGAAUUAGAUUUUCGAAAUGAACAAAAACGAAUUACGAAUUCAUUUAUAUCCAUUGAAAAUCAUAAUAAAUCAAGUCUUUAUAAGAAUUUCAAACAAUCCUCAAACACAAUUUUAAUACCUAUUCAUACAUUAAAACAAGAAAAUGAAUAUAGUAGUAAUAUUAAAUUGAAAAUUUCGUUCUUAAAUGAACUUACAAAUUGUAUAAUAUAUCAAAGUCCAUUAGAAGUAACAAUAGUAUUCAAUAUCAUACCAGCGUGUAUUAUAAUAUUAAUUAACUAUAUGAUAAGAAUGUCCUUUAUACAAAUACCAAGUCUACCAUUAAUAAUUCUAGAAUCAGAUAAUGUAAAUCUCUGGAGAAAUAAAACAUCAUUGAAUAUAAGAUGUAUUGAUAAUGGCAAGGAUCAAGAAAAAGCUCUUUUUGAUCAUGAUCAAUCAAGAAUUUCAGAUGAUUUUACUAAUUUUUUAAAUAAAAAAUAUUCAAGUAAAGAUAAUGAACAUCACAUUAUCAUGAGACAAAAACGUGAUAAUAUGAAAGAUCUAGAUGAAAAUUCUGGUAGUAUACAUAAAUAUGAAAAAGUUGAUUCAUUGAGUAACCAAGCAUUUGAAACAUUAUCAUCAACAAAUCAAGCAAUACUUGAAGGAACUAUACUUCCAUCCAAUCUACCAAUUGAUCAAUCGUUUAAAAUGACAUCAACUAUUGAUGGAAUAGACAAACAAGAAUCUAUUAUUAACUCGAAACUCAACAAAAUAAGUUUAUCAUCAGAUCAUAUUCAUCAUCGAUUUAUAUCUGAAAGUAAAGAUCGAUCUGAUGAUAACAUAUCUUCAUCACUAUCGAUGGAACGACCUCAUUUAUUAAAAUCUAACGAAAAUUUCAAAACUGUUGUUGAUCAUUCCAUCAAUAAUCUUCAUCCUACGAUAACUACGGAUAUCAUUCAUUCACCUAUUUCAACUGAAUAUAUUGAUGAAGUUCGAUCAAUAUCUCUAAUUAAUCCAUAUUCGUCAAUAGAAAAAACAAAAGUAACAUUUUUUAAUGAAAAAUUACAAACUCUCAAUGAACCAUCUAAUACAAAUCUAGGAAAUGUUCAUUUGCAUGAUAUGCUUGAACAAAUUAUUAAUCAAAGAUCCGAUCCACUACUUACAACUGUUGGAAUUCCAAAGUAUUCGUCGACGUCCCUUCAAACAAUGACUACUUCUCUACAUGAUAAAGAAUACGAACAAGAAUUAGACGAAGGUAAAGCAAAUCUUGAUGAUCUAAGUAAAGUUUUUAUUACAGCUUAUAGAUAUUCUUUCACUCUCUAAUUACGAGUUUUUCGCAAAAAUGACAUAAACUAUGCGUUUCCUCAUGGAAGCUUGCAAUCAUGUAUAUACGUCAAAGGAAAACAGCACAUUCGGUUAAGUUUAAGCCAACAGCAUAAAAUUUGAUACUUGCAGAGUUGAAUAGAGUUACCUAAAACCUUUUGGAAAUCUUCGCACAACUCCACGUAUAAUCCUAUAGUUCCAUAUCAUAAUUUAGAGUUAAUAAAAUUCAAUUUCUGAUCUUUUGUGACGUUUAAAUUUCAUCAAUAAUCGCAAUUUUUUAGGGUGACAAUAGUUCUACGAUUAUACGCAAUUUUAUAGAUUUCUGUUUAGUUUCAUAGGACUUUGAACGAUUUUACGCAUAGAGUCUAUGAAAUCUCAUAGAUCCCCGAUCAGAAAAACAUUUCUUGGUUCUGAUUAGAUGGCUGUAGGUUACGCUAUUUUGGCAACCUGUAACCUGCCCUGCUGAGAUCUUGACAACCUGACCCUGCCCUGCUGAGAUC
Messenger RNA from Rotaria sordida, 2363 nucleotides. The record is from the annotation of a GenBank genome assembly. Lineage: Eukaryota; Metazoa; Rotifera; Eurotatoria; Philodinida; Philodinidae.